AGUUAGGCAGAGGAUACAUGAUUUAAAAUAAUAAAAAUGAAAAAGUUAGAUAGAUCUCACCUCAACUAUAUAUGAUGAAGCAGUUUUGAUAUUAAAUUCCAAUAUUAUCUUCAUACUUCUCUCUUAAUUUGCAGCAGCUUCUUCAACUUGGAGAUAUGGAAAACAAGGAAGAGAAAAAAAUUAUGCUGACCAAGUCAGUACUACAACUGGCAAAUGAAUUAGAUUCAGAAGAGGGUGGUUACAAGGCCCCUAAUCUUUUGCAACGCUUAUUAAGUGUAUUCAAGAAUGUACGGCUAGGAUCUGAUAUCACACACUUCCAGAUGCCACCACCGUUUAACAUACCAAAAUCACAACUUCAAUACACCGGUGAAUCAGUGUACUGCAGUGCUUCAGAUUUGCUAAGCACAUGCAACAGAGAACAGAAUCCAGUGGAUAGGUUGAUAUAUGUUGUAGCAUGGUUCAUAUCUUCCACACGCCCUGUAACUUUUGGGGUUGCUCCUUAUAAUCCAAUUCUUGGUGAGACACAUCAUGUUUCAAAGGGAAAUCUUAAUGUGUUAGUUGAACAGGUGUCACACCACCCUCCAGUAACUGCUCUCCAUGCAACUGAUGACAAGGAAAACAUUGAAAUGAUAUGGUGGCAGCAACCUGUUCCUAUAUUUUAUGGCACAUCAGUUGAAGGUAAAAUUAAUGGUAAAGGGAAACUGAAGCUCUUAAAUCAUGGAGAAACAUAUGAGAUGAACUCUGCUAACCUUUUAUACAGAGUUCUUCCAGUUCCUAGUGUUGAUUGGGUUGGUACAGUUAAUCUAAGAUGCUUAGAGACAGGCCUAGUGGCUGAGUUAUCCUACAAAUCAAGUCCUUCUUUUCUAGGACUUGGUGGAAAUCAUAAAGUAAUUAAAGGGAAGAUCUUUGACUCUUCAUCUUCCAAAGCUCUGUAUGAACUUGAUGGUCAAUGGGACAGGACUAUAAAGCUGAAGGAUAGAAUAAAUGGGGAAGUUAGAGUGAUAUAUGAUGCAACAAAAGGCAAUUCAGGGCUACUUAUUCUCAAGAAUGAAGAGAGUGUGUGGCCAACUGAAUCAUUACAUGUUUGGGGUGAAUUGAGCCAAGCCAUAAUGAGAAAAGAUUGGGAUAAAGCAAGAGAAGCAAAGCAAGCUGUGGAGGAGAGACAAAGGAAGCUAAUGAGAGAAAGAGAGUCAAAAGGAGAAAAAUGGAUUCCUAAACAUUUUGAAGUGUCUCACAGCAAAGAGGUAGGAUGGGAUUGUUCACCUAUUCAAAAUUUUGUAUCAGCUGCUCCGAUCAAAGCCUUCCGCAAGUAACCGGUCGCUUAGGUUGCUCCCUUGAGGGAGCUGGCUAGUGCCGGAUAUUUGCUAUAUCCAACUACAUGAAUCAGCGAUUGCUUAAGUCUGUCCACCUAUAAUUGUUAUUAUAUAUUAUGUAGUAAUGUUUUUCUUUCUUGUUUUUAAUUAUAAAUAUGCAGUUAUAUAUUGACCUAAAUAAAUGAAAUAUGUCCAUAACUAGGCCAACUAGGCCAUGUAUUCCUCCUUUCAUUUUUUUAGACUCAUGUAUAACAAGUUGUUUAUUGAUGAUUAUAUUAAAAAAUGUGGAUUCUAUCUA
Messenger RNA from Trifolium pratense (red clover), 1611 nucleotides. RefSeq names its product oxysterol-binding protein-related protein 4C-like. Lineage: Eukaryota; Viridiplantae; Streptophyta; Magnoliopsida; Fabales; Fabaceae. Bases 156 to 1313 code for a protein of 385 amino acids. Gene Ontology annotation, molecular function: sterol binding. Gene Ontology annotation, cellular component: membrane; intracellular membrane-bounded organelle; cytosol. The transcript is spliced from 8 exons. The record is from RefSeq and is a predicted model, not a curated record.